ACCAAUACUCAUAGUGAGCGUCUGUAUAGUAAAUUCGAUGAUAUCUGUAUAGGACAUACUGGAAUACAUUAUUCCGCCGUCACUCACACGUGGAAGUAAAUGGACAGUCUAGGUGCUAAUCGGAUCCUUAGCCCGUGGACGCUGACAUAAUGCAUCAAAUGCACCACGCGGUCCGAUCCGUCCAAGGCAGUCCGACUUCAACUCCGAUUGCAGCUCCGCCAUAGUACGACCGCGUUGAUUUUUAUUCGUGUGUGCUCUGUACUGUCCCCAAUGUGACGAUCAUCAAAAACAUGAUCAGGCGCAAUGGCAUGCCAAGCUCAUGUGAGCCGUGUCGGAGAAGCAAGAUAAGCUGUGACCACACGCAUCCAAUUUGUCAAAAAUGUGAAAGACGAGGUAGAGCACGUGUAUGCUUUUAUCAUCCUGCGCCGAUGAGUCGAUCCAAGAACACGAGAAGGAGCCCGUCGCUAAAUCAAGCAGAGCAACAGUCUCAGUCUAGCGUCCCAGGAAGAGGCGUGAACAAUUCUCAUGCAGUAGGGCUCUGGACUACAGUCUCGGAUGAUACUAACGCAUCAUCCACGGAGGCGCCACUGCGAGGCAUAGCAAAACAUGGAACAUUAAGUGAAUCGAAGCUUAACGUCCUUGAGGCCUUAUGGCCUUUUGGCAGAAUUGAGAAAAUGAUAAGGAAGUACUUUGACGUGGCGAUCGGUACUGUUAUACCGGCACCCUUGAUUCUCAAUGCUCUACCUGAAAUGCGAAAACACAUCGAAGAAUGGGACGCCACAGGGCGUUCUCUUGUUGAGGUCUUCACAGAGAUCUCAGAGAAUACUGCGGUUCCAUUCGUUAUUUCGAAAAACCUCAAAGCAGCUGAUUUUCAUCUUCAGUAUACUAAAUGCAAUCUCCGAUGGGAAUUCAUUGGCGUACUUUAUUCAAUAGCUGGACUUGCGAAGCUCAUAACGCCUACAACUCCGAUUGAUGACUCUUGGAAAUUUGACGAGAGCAUGCUCGAUCACUCAAAUACCUGUGUGUCAAUCUGCCGCGAGAUCGGAGCCGAAAACGAGAUAAUGCUAUGGUUAUUUCACACGAAUUGCCAACUAAUCUCGAGCAUUCACGGUGACUCUAGCCCAGGUUUAUGGCGCCGAUUCGGGGACGCAACGUCGGACGUAUUUGCGUUAGGAAUACACAAGAAUCAUGAUGAUGAGAAAGUUCCGUUUUUCAUCUCGGAAAUUCGAAAAUGCCUCCAUUGCUACUUCUAUAGGGCUGACAAGGACCUCGCAACAUUCCUCGGAAGACCUCCAAGAAUUCCAAGACACUAUUGCGAUAUUAGAAUGCCCUUGAACCUCAGUCCGGACGAUUAUUUACUCGAGGGCCCUAUGCUUGAGGCUGCGCUGGCACGCUUAGAUGCUGACGGAUGGAACAUGGUAAUUCCCAUAUCUUGAUACUAGAAGCCUCCUAACGAAUCAGGACCAUAAAGUUCGUCCGACUACUAUAUUACGUAUGCGUUACCAGCUCGCUAUUUU
This is a messenger RNA of Pseudovirgaria hyperparasitica, 1517 nucleotides long. RefSeq lists its product as uncharacterized. Gene Ontology annotation, molecular function: DNA-binding transcription factor activity, RNA polymerase II-specific; zinc ion binding; DNA binding. NCBI's taxonomy places the organism in Eukaryota, Fungi, Ascomycota, Dothideomycetes, Acrospermales, Acrospermaceae. The transcript is spliced from 5 exons. Gene Ontology annotation, cellular component: nucleus. Bases 291 to 1436 code for a protein of 381 amino acids. The record is from RefSeq and is a predicted model, not a curated record. Gene Ontology annotation, biological process: DNA-templated transcription; regulation of DNA-templated transcription.